AAUGCCGCAUUUCUCGGCAAGUUUACGCGUGUAAGCCCGGGGACCCUUAUCCUGGGGCAACCGCCCCGCAUUAGUCUGGGUGGCUGCUGCGGGGCUUACGGCACGCUCCGAUGGCGACCGAUUACGCCAUUCUUAGACGACUUCGAUAAUAGCAUUGGGAACCUUAGGAUAUCAGGUCAUGUAGCUUAG
Messenger RNA from Neurospora hispaniola, 189 nucleotides. RefSeq lists its product as uncharacterized. The annotation marks the transcript as partial. The record is from RefSeq and is a predicted model, not a curated record. The transcript has a single exon. NCBI's taxonomy places the organism in Eukaryota, Fungi, Ascomycota, Sordariomycetes, Sordariales, Sordariaceae.